This is a messenger RNA of Carassius gibelio (silver crucian carp), 3313 nucleotides long. Its product is annotated as gastrula zinc finger protein XlCGF8.2DB. Gene Ontology annotation, cellular component: nucleus. The record is from RefSeq and is a predicted model, not a curated record. The transcript has 3 exons. NCBI's taxonomy places the organism in Eukaryota, Metazoa, Chordata, Actinopteri, Cypriniformes, Cyprinidae. The coding region runs from base 442 to 1728 and encodes 428 amino acids.
AUUGUAAUAUUUUAUCUAAUAUUAAAGCAGGUUGUUUUGUGAGCAAAGCGCAUCCACACAUUAGUAACAUUCGAGGUGCGUCUGAUCUCGCUCUCUGUGUGAAGUUAGCGAUCUUCAAAGCUCCGAGUCAAUUGAAUCGGUUCUUCACAAAUGAUUCAGUGUUUUGAAUCGCCGCUCGCUGAAGAGACAUUGCUGUUCGAUACUAAACACAACGAGAACAAACACAAACAUGUGAUGACAACUUUACCAACUGCUGGUGUGGUGUAAUGGCAAGCUUAAAUGUGCUGGCUACUGAACUAGAGCUGAUUGAGACACACCCAGAGAUUUCUUUUUCUUUUUUUCCCUGUUAAUUAUUCAAAUCUUAAACCGGCAAGUAUAUCCAAACUCACAGGAAAAACUCCUGCUGAAGUGACUGAGAUCCACGUGUACUUGAUUAUAAAGAUGGAGAUUAUUAAAGAGGAGAGUGAAGACGUGAAGAUUGAAGAAACAUUGAGAGUCGAACAUGAAGAAACUGAGGAACAAACAAAGAUGGAGAUUAUUAAAGAAGAGAGUGAAGAAACCUUCACAGUCAAACAUGAACAAACAGAUCUGAUGGCACUGAAAGAGGAGAGCGAAGAACUGAAUGAAAUGAAAGAGAAAGAUCAUGAUUUAAAAAAUGAAGAAACAUCUUUUACUUGUUUACAGACUGAAAAGAUUUCUAGAAAAAGGUCUAAAAACAGAGGACGAAAACAUUAUUUCAUCUGCGAAACAUGUGGAAGAAGUUUCAUUAAAAAAGAAAGCCUUAACAGACACAUGAGGGUUCACAUUGGAGAGAAGCCUCACACCUGCUCUCGGUGUAGAAAGAGUUUUGAUCAACAUGAAAACCUUGAAGUCCACAUGAGAACUCAUAGAAAGAAACUCUACAAUUGCUCUGAAUGUGGAAAGAGUUUCGGUCAAAAACGACACUUUGAAGGUCACAUGAGAAUUCACUCUGAAAGGCAAUCCUACACAUGCCCUCAGUGUGGAAAGAGUUUUAAUCAUAAAGGACGUUUUGAACACCACAUAAGAACUCACACUGGAGAGAAGCCUUUCACCUGCCAACAAUGUGGAAGAAGUUUCAGCCAAAAAGGAAACCUUGACAGGCACAUGAGUGUUCACACUGGAGAAAAGCCUUACAUCUGCCAACAGUGUGGAAGAGAUUUCAACCGCAAGGAAAACCUCAACUCCCACAUGAGCAUUCACACUAGAAAGAGUCUUUUCACCUGCCAACAGUGUAGAGUAAGUUUCACUCAAAAAGAAGGCUUUAACAGACACAUGAAAAUUCACAAUGUAGAGCAACUUAAAACAUGCGAACAGUGUGGAGAGAGUUUUGAUCAACAUGGAAACCUUGAAGUCCACAUGAAAACUCAUAGAGAGAAACCCUACACAUGCUUCGAGUGUGGAAAGAGUUUCUGUCAAAAACAACAGUUUGAAUACCACAUGAGAACUCACACUGGAGAGAAACCCUACACGUGCCCUCAGUGCGGAAAAGGUUUCAAUCAUAAACCACACUUGGAAAGCCACAAAAUGAUUCACACUGGAGAGAAACCUUUCACCUGCCAACAAUGUGGAAGAAGUUUCAGCCAAAAAGGAUCCCUUAACAAGCACAUAAUGCGACACACUGACGAGAAACCGUUUAAAUGUGGACACUGUGGAAAGAGUUUUAAAAAUAAAACAGCAUUUACACACCAUAUGAGUUUUCACAUUUGAAAAUAGCUGAGCAGUGGAUCUGGGUUUAUUUACACCUGUAUUUAAAAUGUGUUUUGGUUGAUGGGAUCACAAAUAGACUGUUCAUGUCUCUUUUGUCUACUUCUGUCCACCUUUUGUCAAGGGGAGGAGGGUAAAGGCUUGGGAUCUUUAACAUCUUAUGUAGCAAAUUAACUCAAAAUGGAAAUGUAUGAUUAAUUAUAACUGGUUAAAAUUAAUAAUGAAUAUUUAGAUUAGAUCUUAAAAUUAACUGUAGCCAUAUUGAUGUUAGAAUUAUUUGAUCUGUCGUCCACCGAGCAGUCACUUUUAGUGGUCGAACCGAUAUAUCGGCCGAUAAGUUUUUCUGCUUGGCCGAUGUGUUUGAGGUGGGACUUUUAUUUUGACAGCACUAUGAGAGAUAGCACCUGAGGCACACAGCGCUCACACUCUCCCUCUUUUACUGUUGUUAAAAGUUCUGUGUAAUAUGAUUAGAAGUCUGUCUAAUAAUCAGAUUGAACGGUUAAACUAAGGAAUUAAUGUAUAUAGUAAGUAUUAUAACAAUUGCUUUUAUAUUAGGCCUAUUAGUAAUAGAAAGGCUAACAAUAUAAUACUUUCUGGUUUGCCGUCAGCAUUAAGCAAAUAUGCAUUUAUAUAAUUAAAACAAACCUUUGAGUGAAUAAUGAACAUUUAAUUUCACAAACUUAGUUGAAUUCAGCUGUGAGAUCUUGUAAAGUGUGUAUCAAACAUGAUAAUGUGUUCUCUGCGUGACGGUCGAUCCGUGUGAAUUAAAUGAUUUAAACUUUACACUCCUGAUUUCAAAUUAUGCUGCACUUUGCCCACUGCCAUAUUCAUGUCAUUUACACUGUGUGCUGUAUGUAAAAUGAGGGUUAUCCUGGAUUUAUUUGAAAAAUAUGAUUCCCAGUGCACACAAACUUCCCAGAAUACUGAGUGCUCCAUUGGUUACAGUGUUUACCUUCCUUUUGAAUUAUAUUUGUAUUAAAUAUACUUCAGAUGACAUUAUUUUUCACAAAUAAUCAUGUUUCUUUUACACAUUUACUUUUAAAUCCAUUGUCAAAUUAUUACAAAUUUGAGUACUACUAAUAAUUUAAUAAAUCAUAUUGGAUUUAUAUCGGCUAUCACCCCCCGCUUUAUAAGAUAUCGGUUGACCACUAAUCACUAUUAUCAUUUCUAAAUUCUGGGAAAGAUGAUUUUCCUGCCCAAUGAUGAAUAAUCUUCCUACUUCAUGCAGUACUAGCAGUAGUUUAGCAUGUAGCAAGAAUUAACACUCGGUGACUCCAAAUUGGGAGCAGCACACAGAUACAAGCAAAGAAUCAAAAAUCACCUUAAUAAGGGGCUCAUACUUAAACACGCAUCUUAAUAGUUGUAAAUGAUGACAUGAGUCCUGAGGCGAUAGACACCUUAGGUUCUUGAUGAGUUCUUAAGGAGUGAGCUGGAGAUUGUCCUCUUGUUCUUGUGAAGAUAGGAAAGUCCACAGCGACUCAACUAAGUAACUUGAAGGAAACUAAUUUCUCAUUUUUCUCAAGAAUCAUAUUUUUCAAAUAAAUCCAGGAUAACCCUCAUUUUACAAGCAGAGAAAAUGACAUUAAUA